AUGGCCAUAUACAGAGACCCAAGCAUCCGGCCAAGUCUAGAGCCACACAGAUAUCACAUCCAAGACCACGAGCGCCAAUUCUUUCUCCUCCUCACCGGCAUCAAAGAUGACCAGCAAUUAAGGGGCCAUAUCUUGGCUGUCCAGCAAAAAGCCUAUCAGGUUCACACUAUUCUUUUCCAAUUCACAUCAGCUCACCCUCUUCAAGAUCCACAGCUACGCCUGCAUCCGUCGUUUUUCUUUCAUCAAAUUGCCCAAAUUCCGGGAUACUACAACGCACUCAAGCUACUCGACAAACGCACAGAUCCCAUCCUCCUCGAUCUAGGCUGCUGCUUUGGAAAUGACAUAAGAAAAGCAGUCGUCGACGGCUGGCCCGUCCAAAAUGUUAUAGCCUCCGACCUCCGCCAAGAAUUCUGGGAUGCAGGCCACGAGCUCUUCAAAUCCACCCCCGAGUCCUUCCCAGCAGCUUUCAUCGCAGGCGACAUCUUUGACCCCUCCAUGCUCGACAUCGACAUCGACAUAGCACCAACCCCCACAGACAACGAUAUCCGCCCACUCACCUCCCUCACCACCCUAACCCCUCUAAAGCACCGCGUAUCCGCAAUCCACGCCUCCUCCUUCUUCCACCUCUUCAACGAGGACCAACAGCGCUUGCUCGCACUGCGCCUCGCAGCGCUCCUCCUCCCAGAGCGCGGGAGCAUCAUCUUCGGCCAGCACGGCGCGCGCCCGGAGAAGGGGUUCCGUAUCGAGGUUGCGGCCAACUCUUCCGCAGACGCAGAACCCAACCCCACCAAACACGCAAUGUUCUGCCACUCCCCCGCAAGCUGGAAACACCUCUGGGAACAAGACAUAUUCGGGCCCCAUCAACCCACCCGCGUCAGAGUCGACGCCGAACUCCAGGAAACGACGAAUGAACGCUGGGAUUUCGAGGAUUUGGGCACGAACUUGAAGGUUUACGUUAUGAAUUGGUCUGUUGAGGUUAUUUGA
Messenger RNA from Psilocybe cubensis, 984 nucleotides. RefSeq lists its product as uncharacterized. The record is from RefSeq and is a predicted model, not a curated record. NCBI's taxonomy places the organism in Eukaryota, Fungi, Basidiomycota, Agaricomycetes, Agaricales, Agrocybaceae. The transcript has 4 exons. The coding region runs from base 1 to 984 and encodes 327 amino acids.